Neopsephotus bourkii (Bourke's parrot) is the source of this 2988-nucleotide messenger RNA. It is a transcript of the gene OPTN, whose product is annotated as optineurin. Gene Ontology annotation, molecular function: K63-linked polyubiquitin modification-dependent protein binding. Gene Ontology annotation, cellular component: Golgi apparatus; cytoplasm; nucleus. Gene Ontology annotation, biological process: regulation of canonical NF-kappaB signal transduction; protein localization to Golgi apparatus; Golgi ribbon formation. NCBI's taxonomy places the organism in Eukaryota, Metazoa, Chordata, Aves, Psittaciformes, Psittacidae. The record is from RefSeq and is a predicted model, not a curated record. The transcript has 14 exons. Bases 229 to 1902 code for a protein of 557 amino acids.
GGCGGGCCCGGUGCGGGGGGACGGCGGGCGGCUGCUGGUUCCCGUUACAGUCCCUAUGGGCGGGCUCGCCCCGUGACUCGGCGGAUCUGGGGUGGGCCUGCGGAUGGGCGAGCGCGGAGACGCGGGUUUGCGGCUCCCGGGGUUACACGGGGGAAGAGGAGGGGUUGCGAAUGUGCAGGGACGAGCGCCUCAGCCUCCGCCGGUACUGCGGCGGUAGAUGCGUCAGAGAUGUCCAGCAAGUUGAAGAGCCGUCCUGCUGAAAAUGUAGAGCAUCCCAAGAGAAAAAUGGAGAAUGGAACAGACAGUGUGGCUACCCCUGCCCUUAGUACCUACACUCCAGAGGAGAUGGUACAACAGAUGAAGGAACUAAUCACUGAGAACAAUGAGUUAAAAGAAGCCAUGAAGUUGCAUAACCAAGCUAUGAAGGACCGAUAUGAGGAGCUUUCCAUCUGGCGAGAGAAGCAGAAAGAAGAAAGAGAAUUUUUUGAGUCGAAGUUUAAGGAGGCUAAGCAGUGCUUGCUAGCCAAGUGCACUGAAAAUGAACAGCUACAGCAGCAGCUUCAGAGCUUAAAGGAAAAAGAAGUAGGAGCUGAAAGGGAGACCUGCACGGCUCUCGAGAAGGAAGUGAGUCAGCUGAAGUCCCAGUUGCAGCGGCUCCAGGCUGAGAAGGCAGAUCUGCUGGCUAUCAUUUCAGAACUGCACAUCAAGCUGAAUACGGCAUCAGCAGAGGAUUCCUUUGUGGAGAUUGCAAUGACUGAAGGAGAAAUUAAAAGAACUGCAAAGGAACAUCAAGAGAAUAGUGGCGAAAUGACCAGUAAUGUUGCUGUCUACAUCAGGAGCAAACCUGCAGAUGAAACUAAGAAUUUGGAGUCUCAGGAGCUAACUGUGAGCCAGCUGCUCUGCUGCCUUAGAAAUGAAACUCAGAAGAGGGAAGAACUUGAGAAGGACCUGCAGGAGCACAAGGAGAGACUGUCAAAGCUGGAGAAGGAAAGCAGCAACUGCCUGGAGAGUGGGACACAAACUGAACAGGAAGAGGAGAGUUCAGAGGCUGUUGGCAGUGAAGUAGAAGCCCUGAAUUUGCAAGUCUGUGCUCUGUUUAAAGAGCUUCAGGAAGCCCAUGAGAAAAUAAAAGAAGCAGAAUUGAUUCAGAAGAAGCUUCAAGAAAAGUGCCAAGUACUGGAAAGAAAGAGCUUGGCUGCUGCAGCAGAAGUGGAAGAGAAGCAGCAGCUAAUAUACACUGUCAAGAAGCUAGAACUUCAGGUGGAGAGCAUGCAGGCAGAGGUCAAGCUGGAACAAGCCAAGACACAUGAGGAGAAGGCAAGAUACAAUAGCUUGCAGGAUGCUUAUAGCAAAGUCCUUCCUCAACUCACUGAGGCAAUGAAAACAAUCGAUCAGAUGAAACUCAAAGAGCUGGACAGAGUGGAUAAAGUGGUGGUGGAGCAACUAACUGCAAAGGUGGAAUUGGCAGAACAAGCCCUUGCUGCAAAGCAGCUCCAGAUAGAUGAAAUGAAGCAGAUAAUUGCUAAGCAAGAGGAGGACCUUGAAACCAUGGCUGUGCUCCGUGCUCAGAUGGAGGUUUAUUGUUCUGAUUUCCAUGCUGAGAGGGCAGCCAGAGAGAAGAUCCAUGAGGAGAAGGAGCAGUUGGCUGUCCAGCUGGCACACCUGCUGAAAGAGCAGCAAAACCUGGAAGAUCUUAGCCGAAACCCUCUGGCAGAGAUGCAGAGUCGGCACGGAGCCAGGGCACUAGAUCGGGAGCACUCACCUUGCCUUGUCCGAAGAGGAACUGCUAGUCAACACUGGCCAGAGGAGCGAAAUAUCUCAAUAUAUUCAUGUCCCAAAUGUGAAGAAAUUCUACCUGAUCUGGACACACUGCAGAUUCAUGUUAUGGACUGCAUUAACUGAGUGAUGCCCUCCAGUUCUUAAUCUUCUGGAAUCUGACCUGCCAAAUACAUCCUGCUUGAAUAAAACUCAACUCUACAUCCCGUGAAGGAGGUUUUCAGUGGUUUUCUCAUGAAUCCAAUGGGAAAGGGUAAAAUUACUAUCCUGCUCUUUACUCACUGAUCUUGUUUUAAUCUGCUUUAGGAAAAUAAUUUUUAUAGGUUAACAUGGAUGUGUUAAAGCAGUUCCAGUGUGUCUGCUACUAUGAAAUACAGGAACAUUCCCCUGAUAUGAUCUGCUCGCAUGGCUAUCCUGCAGAAUGGAGCUAAAUCACUGAAGUCAGAAGAGGGAUGAGAUAGUUGUUGAGCAAUUAAAAGAACUGUGAGGCUGUAAAUACUUCAUCUCUCAUAUACCAUGUAUCAGGAAACUAAUAUGUUUAAAAGCUGUUUGAGAAGCUUUUAGCAAAAUGGAGUAGUGCUGCAUUCAUUGAGCCUUUGAAAUGAACCCUGCUCUUUCUCCAGAUAGCAGCCUUACUGCUACCCUUGUGACCAUACUAAUCAUAGAAUCCCAGACUGGUUUGGGUUGGAAAGGAUCUUAAAGAUCAUCCAGUUCCAACCCCUGCCACAGGCAGGGACACCUUCCACUAGAGCAGGUUGCUCCAAGCCCCUGUGACCAGCCUGGCCUUGAACACUGCCAGGGAUGGGGCAGCCACAGCUUCUCUGGGCACCCUGUGUCAGUGUCUCACCAAUCACAUAGUGAAGAGUUUUUUCCUAAUAUCUUACCCAAAUCUCCUCUCUUUCAGCUGAUGUUAAUCUGAUGUUAAAUUUCUGAUGGUUUAUGUAACUUCUUGCUUUAGUCAGAUAUGGUUAGGAUUUAAAACAGAUCAUUUGCGUCUGAUUUAUGUAGCUCCUGGUGUACCCAAGUCACUUGGUUUUAUAGAACUGUUCAUUUUUAAGGUGGUGUCUUGAUUCUUCUUUCUUAUAGUAACAGUUGAUUUGCACCUGUACAGUAUUGUGCUAGAAAGCGCUGAAAUGGAUGUAGCCUUAUUUAAUAAGAGAAGUAUAAUGGAUUUUCACAUCUCAAAAUAAAUCUAUUGCAAGGAUAAAAUUA